AGUUUCGAGCUGAUCUUCGCGGCCUACAUUUCAUAGAAGUUCCUAAAGGCAACUCCCACUUCGUACGUUAAAUCCAGCGGUGUUACGGUUUUCCGAACAAAUGAAAUCGGUUGAAUUAUUUUAAAAAGACGACGUAUACUGAGAUUGGAUUUCAUGUAAAAUGUUGCAUGAAACUUCAGCAUCGUUCGAACAUCAAAUUGCAAUGACAGGCGAACAAAUAACAUGAGAAUUUACAUGAAACGAAAUGCAGAAUGUAUUACAGAACUCUAUUAAUGCUAAUGUUAUUUGUCGCUCUAACGUCGAGUUGUCCUUUUCCGUGCAUAUGUCGAUGGAAGAAUGGGAAACAAACCGCGGAAUGUGCCAAUAAAGACCUUCUAGUCAUUCCAGCGUCCCUAGAGAGCGACACUCAAGUUUUAGAAUUCUCUGGAAACAAUUUGAGGACGUUGCAUCGGGAGAAAUUCCUGAAACUCCACCUAAUGAACUUACAAAGGAUUUAUUUGAGCAGAUGUAGAAUCAGCGUUGUAAACGGUCAAACCUUCAAAGGUCUGACGAACCUCGUUGAGCUUGAUUUGUCGGAAAAUCUAUUAGAAUCGGUCCCUUCGGACUCGUUUCAAGACUGUCCAUCGCUAAUGAGACUUUCAUUAAGUAGAAAUCCUAUCAAAGAGCUCAACGAAAACGCUUUUAAACAUUUAUCGUUAUUGAGCAUGCUGGAACUCAGUAAUUGCGAUAUUUCGAAGGUACAUACGGAUACCUUCGACGGUUUAUAUAGUUUGGAAUGGUUAAAUUUGGAAUCUAAUAAAAUGAAAUCAUUUCCGGCGUUACUACCUGCAAGCUUAAAAGGAAUUCAACUACAAGGAAACCCGUGGAAAUGCGACUGCAAUUUAUUAGAUUUUCAAGAAUUUCUCAUGAAAUUCGCGUAUCCUUUCUCGCACGAACCCGUAUGCAAAACGCCAUCAAGUUUAGUGGGUCGAAAAAUUAAAUCUGUUCCUAAAGACGAACUCGCUUGUCUCCCCGAUGUGUCGCCGACAACGUUUUAUUUGGAAAUAGACGAAGGUAAAAACAUUUCGCUAGUUUGUCAAGUCCACGCUAUACCGGAAGCUAUGAUUAAUUGGUAUUUCGAAGGGCAGUUAUUGAGAAACGAUACAUACAUCUCACCGGAACUACACUUAUUGUAUUACGUAGAGCAGGGAUUGCAUGACAAACGUAGUGAGCUCUUCAUAUUUAAUGCCAACUCUGGAGAUACGGGAACGUUCAUAUGCAACGCUGAAAAUUCUGCGGGAGUUUCUAACGCCAAUUUCACUAUACGAGUCCUUUUAAAGCAAAGCACCAGGCAGGAAGUCGAUGAGCUACCAAUGGAGUUGGUUUUUAUCGCUAUUCUAGUAACAGUUUCAUCAGUUCUACUGUUGUUGGCUAUCACCGCGGUUUGCGUUCUAAAAUGUCGUAGAAAUUCACGUUUGAGAAGGAAACGUGAUGAUUCUAAAGUUGCUUUCGGCAAUUCGACCGCGGAUACUAUAUCUAGAGAAAGUUCGGACACUAUAACUCAGAAUAAAGGCUCUAAUUUCAAAUUAGUGAAUUACGACGAGUUUAAAAUUGCUCAUAUUCACAGUGAUGAAAAUGUAAUUGCUGUUACUCACAAUCAAGCACAGAAGUGUUAUCAAGAACAGAAUCCCGAUAUCAUAAACGGGACUGAAAUAAUAGAAAAUAGUGAUUACGGGGUGAUAUUGCAAAGACAGCAUUCGGUGAUGAGAAACGUAGAAUACGAUUAUAUGAGUGAUCAAGGGGUUAGUGACUGUAAUUUAUAUUUCAUGCAUGAUGUGGUGCUGAAUCCAAUCGUAAACUGUUAUCGAACUUUACCUAAUAAAAGGAGAGCUGCUAAUGCCUCGUUUGGUCGUUUAUCCAGAGACGCGGAAUUUCUAAAUCGAAAUCCGACAAAUGCAGCAUCUACAGCAUCUCCGUUGACCUACGAGUAUUUCGAAUGCGACAUACGUUACACCGCCGAUGGAUAUCCAGUCAAAGCGUUAGAUAAAUGUCAACAAGCGGUGCCGAAUCCAGAAUCGCAUAAAUCAUUUAGAGAAGCGUUGGAAUCCGGUAAGGAGGAAAUCGAAGGAACGUUGCCGAUUGGGCCCUCUUGCGGCCAGGAAACUCAUCCAUCGAACGUGUUUCAUACCUAGACUGAAUUUUAAUACGUAUUUUUACAUGUGAUUGGUUAGGAUUUCUGAGAGAAAAAAAUAGAAUAAACAAUGUUUGCGUUUGACGAGAAGUCAUCUUAUUGAACAUAUACAAUUCUUUUUGAAAGCUAAAAAACUAAAUUAUCGCCUAUCAUUUCACAGUUAAACUCUCUAUAAUUAAUUUUUAGAGUUUGAAUCUCAUGAAAAGGAGGCUAUUGUGAUCAGUGAAGGCUAUUGAAGCUAUUGUUAUGUUGUAGGGUGGUAUGACACAAAUUAUUGCUUCAAAUACAUCCGGAUGGUUACGACGUUUCAAUAAUAGGCACAAUCAGAUUUCGAAGUAGGCCUCAACUUUCAGGAACAUCUCUCGUAUUGACCAAGAUAUACUACAAUAAAAUAUGGCCGCAUCACUAUCACAGAACGAAGAAACGUGAGCGCAACACCCGCUUUAGCAAUAAUUUCCGAUUUACGGAGAGUCAGUUAGGUUUAAAUCAUAUAGAGAACGAUUAUAAUCCUCCAUAAACUAUGAGCAUGAAGAUAAUGACGCUCUAUUCCAAUUAACACCUCUGAAAUCUCAUUGCUUGAUGUCGUGCUAGAGUAGGAUGAAAUUUUCAUUGGAGCAAUGUAAUAAUCACAGAAUAUGGAUUAUUACAUCAAAACGGGCAUGAAAGCUUUUGUUUUAUCUCUGUUGCUAAUUUCAACUGUUGAUUUAAGAUGUACGAAUUCAAACUUUACUCCAAUAUUUUUUUUUCGAUGAAAGAAAGUAAAUGUUCCAAAUUUAUUUGAGUCCAUUUAUUAAUAGUUAAUAUUUUUAUUCAGACUUAAACAGUUCCAAAAUGUGAACUAUACUUCGGAAAGUAGCUAUUUUCUCUUUAUUACCUACAGUAAUGUAGGUAAUAAAGUAAUAAUGUAGAUAUACAGUAACGUAGAUACUUUCAAAUCCACACCGCUUCAUACAGCAUAAUAUUAGAGUACUUUCUAACAUUCUCUUUGUAAAACUCUGAAAAGUAAGUGGGUAAUAUUCACUAUCUGACCUCCUCGAAGUAACUUCUAUACAAAUUGUCUCAUGGAAACUGUCUCACAGUUUUAAAAUGUGUUGAAAGAGAAAACUCGGUCCACAAGCAUAAUUUUGAGAACUAAAUAAUCAAACCCGAAUUAACUUUUCUUGUGGUUUACUUAAUGUCUCAAUAAUUUUCGUUAAUUCCAUUUGACGCUUAUUGGCCUAGACCUUAGAAUAGUCGUGUUUAAUUCACUACCUGAAUUGAACACGCUAGACUUAGUUGGACAUUUCGUGAGGUUGAACAAUUCUGAAAACUCAAUUUUUUGUGUGACAUGGAAAACAAAACCAGUAUAUUCAUUCAUCUAUUUUUUGAAAACAGACAUAUCUUAGGUUAAGAAAUCGCUCCAAAAAUGAAAAAUAUAUUCCAAAAAUCACACAGAUAAAACUUUUAUAUUUCAAAAAUACGUAGAAAUGUCUUGGCCGUCAUAUGACUAGUUUCCACUCUAUUAUUACCUUCUGUACCAGAGCUUUCCGAUCUCUUCUUCGUAUAUGUCAAACCAUUGAAGGCUUUGAAUCUUUAUCACUAAUACUACAUCACCCUUAUUCAACUCAUCUUUGAUCUCGUGAUUCGUUAACCUUUUUAGGCAUUCUCCAUCGAUCAUCGACCGGUCCCAGUAUGUCCUCCAAUAUUCGAUGAUCCUUUUCGUCCUCCUGACAGGCACAUGGUUCCGGCUCCAUAUGUAAUGACUGGUCUAAUUCCUGUUCUGUGUAUUCUCAACUUUGUGAUCGUGCUCAAUUGUUCACUCUUCAGAAACUUCACAUACCGCCAGUACACUUUAAUCACCUUUCUGAUUCUGUACGCCGCUUCUAUUCUUAUAUUAUUUGCAUCGCUAACUAUCACAUCCAAAUAAUUGAAAUCUUCCAAGCUUCAGUUUUCUCUGACUAUUUGUCUUUCUCUUUGUUACCAGCAUGGACUUUGUUUUUUGAACAUUCACCUCUAGCCCCAUUUCACCAUGCUUGUUGAUGAAAUAUUCAAAUUAGGUUCAUUAACAGUUAAUACUAACAUAUUUCAUUUUCAUUGUGUAUUUAUUUUUGAACGUAAGAAAUAUCGCUAUAAACGAAAUCAACCAGUUUCCGAUAACCGGUAAUGGAUAUCUUUGAAACUUGGUUUUAUAGACUUCUGCCAAUAAAUGAAGCAAUAAGCUUUACAUUGCGAGGUUCCUGAUUUCAUAGUAAUUCCAUAAUUGAAAGCAUUGGGUGGUUAAUGAAGAUUCAGAUGUAUUUGAGAAUCGGCAUAAUUUGUAACUAGCUUGGUUUUUCUAUGGAAGUGGUCAAUCAAGCAAAUAACCUUGAAUACUAACAACUCUAAUAAAUGAUUAUUUCAACCGUCGCGGAGAUUCUAGAGGAGAAAAAGAAAAUAUCACCUCUGAACCGUCUGAUACUUUCCGAAUCAUCGUAAACGUAACUGAAUGUUAAGUUUGAGCUAAUAAUAUUAGGAAAAUAUAUGGAAUAACAGAAUCCUGUGAACCGUGAUAAAAAGAAUUAUUGGGUAGGCUGAUAAGUCCGUAAGCUAACACAAAAAUGACGCAAAUGGUAUUCAAUCCCUAUGAUUUUCAGUUAGCCCUCACUUUUAAAAGAUAAAUGUAUAAAUUUGACACCUUUUGUACUAUUAGUUUAUGAGUUUAUGAGGAAUUUUGAAUAAUACUACAUUUAUUAUUUUAAAAAUUAAGGUUAUUCCAACAUUUGUCCAGAAAAAUUAACCUUGGAAAAAUGGUUUGAUAAAUUUAAACUAGUCAAGAUCAGCACCUUGGACAGUGCACUCAUGUUACGCUCCAAAGAAUCUGUCACUGAGAAAAACGUCAAAACUGUUCACAAAAUAAUUUCGGAUAACCGUGAGGUGGACCUGAUUAAAAUACUUUAUACCCUAAAGACAAAGAUAUCAAAGACGUGUUGAUCAUAUAUUGAAUGAAUAUUUGGGUAUGUGCAAACUCUGUUCAAAGGGGGAACCGCGUGAGCCCACAAUCGACCAAAAACAACAAAGAAUUGAUAAUUGAGCAGUGGACCUGUUCAAACGUUAGAUUUUAAUGAACCCAAAUAGUUGUUUGUUUUCUGUAUUGAAAGUGAUAUGUUAUAAUUUUCCCAUUGACAGGAUUAUUAUUUAACAAAACUGAUGUCGCAUAGAUCAUCAAGAUUUAUGAAUAUUAAUAAUAUACUUUUUCAAUUGUCUCAAAUUUUUUGUUUAAUUAUUAGGCUUAGAAAUUCAAUCAGCUAUUAGAAUCAAAACCUCAAAAACUUCAAAAGAAAUUGAAAUUUAUACUCCAGAAUUUUCCCACUUAAAAAUUUUUUCAAGGAAAUCUCACUGUACUAUCAUUGGAAUGAAAUUUCUAUUUUUGCUACGAAUCAGUUAUCGAAUUUAAUUGUUCCAAAUUUCAAAGCCACAACAAUAAAAAGUAAAUUCAAUACAUAUCAAACUACAUGAAAUGUAUUGUAACGAAAUUCACAACUCCAUUUAUAGUUGAAAGUUAUUUAUUUUCAUUUUAAUAUAUUCAAAAUUCAACAAAACAUCGUCAAGUCGAUGCUGUUCCAAUUUUAAUGAUGAAAAAUUCGAAGGACCGAAUAGCAGCACACUCAUUCAAACCGUAGCUUGGAAAACAAUGAAAUUUUUUCUUUGUCGCUCUGAAACCUGAUUAUGCAAUUAAUUCCCACAAGUCGAGAACUGUAACAUUGGAGAAAUGGAGAUAAACCAACAAUUUUUUUGAACCAUAUUUUUUUACUGGAGAAUGUAUUCAAAUAUUUGCAUAAUUGAAUUUUCCAUAUUGGUUAUUCUAUUCGAGAAUAUUUUUUUGAACCAUAAUCUGAAUGUUUUCUGUGAAAGGAGUAUAUCCCAUACUCAGUAAUUGUAUAUCUAGACAUAUAGAUCAUACUUUUCUAGUUUUGUGUUUAUAUAGCAAAUAAAAUAGCAUGUAAGAAAAUAGGAAGCAACGAAAAGAAUUUGUUUAUACGUACAAAUCAGUUUAGGGAAAGGGAAAUACCCUGCGCCAAAAAAACUAUGGCUCUUUCAUCAAAAUAGCACUAUUUCAAUGUCAGCGCUAUUAUUGUUACACUACUAGAAAUUAACAAAAAUAAAAGGAAAUUGGCAAAAAAUUUACGAUUAGUUUUGGAUUUUUCUUCUUAUCAGUCUCAUAGGCAUAGAUCUGAAGUACACAGUUAUCUUAAAAUCAAUAUUGACCAUGGAAGAGAUUUUAUCAAGGGAUCAUAUUGUUAGAAUAAAUGAUCUUAUUGAAGACAGGUGCAAUAUACAGUUGGCAACUGCACCUGCAGAUACUGUAACUUUGAGACAAGCUUUACGAAGAAGACAUUUGACGGCAAGAUAGCAUCUACAAGAGUUAGCUGAACUCGAAAUGUAAGAGUAACUCCAACAAAUUUAAGAGGAGGGUCUAUCAGGUUGUGGAGUGGCAUAUCUAUAAGAUCUCACACCCACAUUAAACUAUCAUAUAAAGUAUCAGUAACUGCUCAUUGGUACAUUGGAGAUAUUUUAUAUGUUGUUCCUAAUGCCCCUUUUAUAAGUAAUGACGUGUUGAUCCAUUAUACUCACGUCCUCAUGUAGCUAAAAUAGUAAACAAGUAUUUCCAAGUGGUGAAUAUUGUAUUGUAAGUAUGCCACGGCGUUGUCGUCACAUUAG
Diorhabda sublineata is the source of this 6847-nucleotide messenger RNA. Its product is annotated as leucine-rich repeat-containing protein 24-like. Gene Ontology annotation, molecular function: protein binding. The transcript is spliced from 3 exons. Bases 252 to 2171 code for a protein of 639 amino acids. NCBI's taxonomy places the organism in Eukaryota, Metazoa, Arthropoda, Insecta, Coleoptera, Chrysomelidae. The record is from RefSeq and is a predicted model, not a curated record.